UCUUCGUGGUUCGGGAGGACGAGUUCAGCAAUCGUCUGAAUACUCGGGCCAGCUUCCGGGGCUGCAGCGCCCUCCACUACGCCGUCCUGGCCAACGACUACGGCACCGUCCAGGCCCUGCUACAAGGAGGUGCCAACCCCACACAGGUAAAUGACAUGGGCCACAAGCCCCUGGACUACGCCCAGGAGGGGGAGCUGAAGAAGAUGUUGAAGGGAUGGGAGUCCAAGUUCCAGGUGGAGCAGAAGAAAAGGGCCGUUGAGGAACGGAGGCGCUUCCCUCUGGAGCAGCGUCUGAAGGAGCACAUUGUGGGUCAGGAGGGCGCCAUCGCCACCGUGGCUGCAGCCAUACGCCGCAAGGAGAACGGCUGGUACGACGAGGAACACCCUCUGGUCUUCCUGUUCAUGGGAUCUUCCGGAAUAGGUAAAACUGAACUGGCCAAGCAGACGGCUCGCUACCUGCACAAGGAUGUGAAGAAGGGAUUCAUCCGGCUAGAUAUGUCCGAGUUCCAGGAGAAGCACGAGGUGGCCAAGUUCAUCGGCUCCCCUCCUGGGUACGUCGGGCAUGAAGAAGGAGGUCAGCUGACCAAGAAGCUGAAGGAGUGCCCCAACGCGGUGGUCUUGUUUGACGAGGUGGACAAGGCGCACCCCGAUGUGCUCACCGUAAUGCUGCAGCUCUUCGAUGAGGGGCGGCUGACAGAUGGGAAAGGAAAGACCACGGAAUGCAAAGACGCCAUCUUCAUCAUGACCUGCAACGCCGCCAGUGACGAAAUCGCCCAGCAUGCUUUGCAGCUCAGACAGGAAGCCCAGGAAAUGAACAGACACAGGCUGGCAGAGAGCCUAGAUGACGUUCAAAUCAAAGAGAAUAUCACCAUCUCCAAGCAGUUCAAGGAGCAGGUUAUCCGGCCCAUACUGAAGGCUCACUUCCGGAGAGACGAGUUCCUGGGCCGGAUUAACGAGAUCGUCUAUUUCCUCCCGUUCUGCCGCUCCGAGCUCUCCCAGCUGGUCUCCAAAGAGCUGAACGCGUGGGCCAAAAAGGCCAAAGAUCGACAUGAGAUCACUCUACUGUGGGACAUCGAGGUGAUAGAUGUCCUGGCCGAUGGGUACAACGUCCAUUAUGGAGCCCGCUCCAUCAAGUAUGAGGUGGAGAGGCGGGUCGUUAAUCAGUUGGCGGCUGCCUAUGAACAGGACCUCCUUCCGCGGGGCUGCACGGUGAGGAUAGCCGUGGAGGACUCAGACAAGCACUUACUGAAAGAACUGGAGAGGGAAGACAACGGAGUGGAGAGGAAGCAGCCACGCCUGCGGCUGGAGGUCGUGGAACAGGGGCGCGGCGCUCGCAAACUGGACAUCAUGCAGCCCCUGCCCUUGGCGAACGUCUUGUUUUCCUGAUCUGCGGGAUGGUGUGAGGACUUUUCGUAACCGUCUUCGAGAUGGACUGGAUGCUGACACCCAAACCCAGCUGGCCAGUUUUGAGUAAAAUUAACUUAAUUUGUUCAACAUGGAUAUUUCAUUGUAUGUU
Rana temporaria (common frog) is the source of this 1515-nucleotide messenger RNA. RefSeq names its product caseinolytic mitochondrial matrix peptidase chaperone subunit B (gene CLPB). NCBI's taxonomy places the organism in Eukaryota, Metazoa, Chordata, Amphibia, Anura, Ranidae. The annotation marks the transcript as partial. The record is from RefSeq and is a predicted model, not a curated record. The transcript is spliced from 12 exons. Gene Ontology annotation, cellular component: cytoplasm; mitochondrion. Gene Ontology annotation, molecular function: ATP binding; protein binding; ATP hydrolysis activity. Gene Ontology annotation, biological process: cellular response to heat.